Messenger RNA from Seriola aureovittata, 5718 nucleotides. Its product is annotated as protein NLRC3-like. Gene Ontology annotation, biological process: regulation of apoptotic process. The record is from RefSeq and is a predicted model, not a curated record. Gene Ontology annotation, molecular function: protein binding. The transcript has 23 exons. Lineage: Eukaryota; Metazoa; Chordata; Actinopteri; Carangiformes; Carangidae. The coding region runs from base 25 to 5451 and encodes 1808 amino acids.
UUCAGACUGACUGAAGUCCAGAGGAUGAGUGAUUGGGUGGAGGAAGACGAGGACCGACCAGAGUCCUCAGGAUCCAUUUCUUUCAACACCGACCAGUCCAAAGACGAUCCUUCAGUCCUAGGUAAUAAACCUGGAUCUUUAGCUGCAAGAGGGAGGAAGAGGAGUGAUGUCUCUGUGGAGGAGCAGCUGUCCUACUGUGCUCUGUGUCAGUACAUCCUGAAGGAUCCAGUCUCUACCAGCUGUGGACACUGGUUCUGCAGACAGUGCAUCACCUCAUACUGGGACCAGUCUGGUUCUUCAGGAGACUCCUCCUGUCCCCAGUGUGGACAAAGACCCAGAACAAGACCUGGACUGCAGACAGCCAGUCAGACCAGCACUGAACAAACAGAUAGUGGUCUGCAGGAGGUUUUACAUCAACAUAAGAUCAGUCUGAGGAGCAGAUGUGAACAUGUGACUGAAGGAACUGAUGGAACAGGAAGUGGAACCCUCCUCAACAGGAUCUACACUGAGCUCUACAUCACAGAGGGACAGAGUGAAGAGGUUAAUACCCAACAUGAGGUGAUUCAGUUGGAGACCCUCCAUGACGCUCCAAUCAAGUGCCACGACAUCUUUAAAGUCUUACCUGACCAGCAGAGACCCAUCAGAGUGGUUCUGACCAACGGCGUUGCUGGUGUUGGAAAAACCUUCUCGGUGCAGAAGUUCUCUCUGGACUGGGCAGAGGGCUUGGAGAACCAAGAUGUCAGUCUGCUGGUUCUGCUUUCGUUCAGGGAGCUGAACCUGAUCAGAGAUCAGCGGUACAGUCUUCUCAGGCUGCUCCAUGUUUUCCAUCCAACAUUACAGAAGGUCACAGCAGAGCAGCUCGCUGUCUGUAAAGUUCUGUUCAUCUUUGACGGCCUGGAUGAAAGCAGACUGUCACUGGAUUUCAACAACAGGAAGUCUGUGUCUGAUGUCACACAGGAGUCAUCAGUCAACGUGCUGCUGACAAACCUCAUCAGGGGGAAUCUGCUUCCCUCGGCUCUCGUCUGGAUAACUUCCAGACCUGCGGCGGCCAAUCAGAUCCCUCCUACAUGUGUGGACAGGGUAACAGAAGUACGAGGCUUCACUGACGCCCAGAAGGAGGAGUACUUCAGGAGGAGAUCCAGUGAUGAAGAGCUGUCCAGCAGAAUCAUCUCACACAUCAAGACGUCCAGGAGCCUCCACAUCAUGUGUCAAGUCCCAGUCUUCUGCUGGAUCACUGCUACAGUUCUGGAGCACAUGUUGACCACAGACCAGAGAGGAGAGCUGCCCCAGACCCUGACUGACCUGUUCUCACACUUCCUGCUGGUUCAGACACAGAGGAAGAAGAACAAGUACCAUGAGGGACGUGAGACGAGUCCACAGGAGCUGACGGAGGCUGACGGGGAAGUUCUUCUGAAGCUGGGGAGGCUGGCGUUUGAACAUCUGGAGAAAGGAAACAUCAUGUUCUACCAAGAAGACCUGGAGCAGUGUGGUCUUGAUGUCACAGAGGCCUCGGUGUACUCAGGACUUUGUACUGAGAUCUUCAGAAGAGAGAGUGUGAUCUUCCAGAAAACAGUCUACUGCUUUGUUCAUCUGAGCGUUCAGGAGUUUCUGGCUGCAGUCUACAUGUUCCACUGUUACACCAACAGCAAGACAGAGGUCCUGGAGAACUUCCUGGGAGAAGACUAUAUUGACCCAUCGCCUGAUGUCUUCCUGGGGGCAGCCAUGGAGAAAUCCACCAGAAGUAGAAACGGUCACCUGGACCAGUUUGUUCGCUUCCUUCAUGGCCUCUCUCUGGAGUCCAACCAGAGACUCUUAGGAGGUCUGCUGGGUCAGAGAGAGAACAGUCCAGAAACCAUCCAGAGAGCCAUCACCAACCUGAAGAAGAUGAACACUUAUGAUAUCUCUCCUGACAGAAGCAUCAACAUCUUCCACUGUCUGAUGGAGAUGAAGGAUCACUCAGUUCAUCAGGAGAUCCAAGAGUUCCUGGAGUCAGAGAACAGAUCAGAGAAGAGACUCUCUCUGAUCCACUGCUCAGCUCUGGCCUACAUGCUGCAGAUGUCAGAGGAGGUUCUGGAUGAGUUGGACCUGGAGAAGUUCAACACAUCAGAGGAGGGACGACGGAGACUGAUCCCAGCUGUGAGGAACUGCAGGAAGGCUGAAUUUUCUGGCUGUCGACUCUUCGAGACUCACUGUGAAGUUGUGGUCUCAGCUCUGAAGUCCAACCCCUCCCAUCUGAGAGAACUGGACCUGAGCUUCAACGACCUGCAGGAUUCAGGAGUGAAGCUGUUGUCUGUUGGACUGGAGAGUCCAAACUGUGGACUGGAGACUCUGAGAUUGAGGUCCUGCAGUUUGUCAGCGAUCAGCUGUUCUUCUCUGGCCUCAGCUCUGAAGUCCAACCCCUCCCACCUGAGAGAACUGGACCUCAGUCACAACAAGCUGCAGGAUUCAGGAGUGAAUCAGCUGUGUGGUUUUCUGGAGAGUCCAGACUGUCGACUGGAGACUCUGAGAUUGAAGAACUGCAUGCUAUCAGAGAUCAGCUGUUCUUCUCUGGCCUCAGCUUUGAAGUCCAACCCCUCCCAUCUGAGAGAACUGGACCUGAGUGAAAACUGGGACCUGCAGGAUUCAGGAGUGCAACUAUUGCGUGGUUUUCUGGAGAGUCCAGACUGUAGACUGGAGACUCUGAGAUUGAUGAACUGCAGUUUGACAGAGAUCAGCUGUUCUUCUCUGGCCUCAGCUCUGAAGUCCAACCCCUCCCACCUGAGAGAACUGGACCUGAGUGAAAACAACAAGGUGCAGGAUUCAGGAGUGAAGCAUCUGUGUGGUUUUCUGGAGAGUCCAGACUGUCGACUGGAGACUCUGAGAUUGGGGUACUGCUGGUUGUCAGAGAUCAGCUGUUCUUCUCUGGCCUCAGCUCUGAAGUCCAACCCCUCCCACCUGAGACACCUGAACCUGAGCUACAACCUGCUGCAGGAUUCAGACCUGAAGGAUCUGUGUGAUCUUAUGGAGAGUCCAGACUGUCGACUGGAAACUCUCAGAUUGGGUCGCUGCAGUUUGUCGAAGAUCAGCUGUUCUUCUCUGACCUCAGCUCUGAAGUCCAACCCCUCCCACCUGAGAGAACUGGACCUGAGAGUAAACAACCUGCAGGAUUCAGGAGUGAAGCAGCUGUGUGGUUUUCUGGAGAGUCCAGACUGUGGACUGGAGACUCUGAGGUUGACUGGCUGCAGUUUGUCAGAGAUCAGCUGUUCUUCUCUGACCUCAGCUCUGAAGUCCAACCCCUCCCACCUGAGAGAACUGGACCUGAGUCACAACGAGCUGCAGGAUCCAGGUGUGAAGCAGCUGUGUGGUUUUCUGGAGAGUCCAGACUGUCGACUGGAGACUCUGAGGUUGAAACUCUGCAGUUUGUCAGAGAUCAGCUGUUCUUCUCUGACCUCAGCUCUGAAGUCCAACCCCUCCCACCUGAGAGAACUGGACCUGAGUAACAACAGGCUGCAGGAUUCAGGAGUGAAGGAUCUGUGUGGUUUUCUGGAGAGUCCAGACUGUCGACUGGAGACUCUGAGGUUGAGUCACUGCUGGUUGUCAGAGAUCAGUUGUUCUUCUCUGGCCUCAGCUCUGAAGUCCAACCCCUCCCACCUGAGAGAACUGGACCUGAGUGGAAACUUCCUGCAGGAUCCAGGAGUGAAGCAGCUGUGUGGUUUUCUGGAGAGUCCAGACUGUCGACUGGAGACUCUGAGAUUGAGGUCCUGCAGGUUGUCAGAGAUCAGCUGUUCUUCUCUGACCUCAGCUCUGAAGUCCAACCCCUCCCACCUGAGAGAACUGGACCUGAGUGACAACAACAAGCUGCAGGAUCCAGGUGUGAAGCAGCUGUGUGGUUUUCUGGAGAGUCCAGACUGUGGACUGGAGACUCUGAGAUUUUGGCACUGCAGUUUGUCAGAGAUCAGCUGUUCUUCUCUGGUCUCAGCUCUGAAGUCCAACCCCUCCCACCUGAGAGAACUGGAGCUGGGAGAAAACUACAAUCUGCUGGAUUCAGACCUAGAGGAUCUGUCUCAUCUUGUGGAGAGUCCAGACUGUCGAUUAGAGACUCUGAGGGUCAAUGGCAAGGUGACUAAAGCUUCCAGAGACAAAACCAGUGACUCUGAUGUCAAACUGGACCCAAACACAGCAGAGAGGAAGAUGGAGGUGUCAGAGGACGACACAGAGCUGAUGAAGCGUCCAUCAAGCUUCACACCUGAACGGAAAACUGAAUCUACAAAAGUCUCAUACAGGUUCAGGUGUCCUGGUCCAGGUGGGUUCCAGUGUUCUUUGACUGGACUGGUUUUUGUUGUGGGUCAGGAGGCGGAGCUGCUCUACAGGACUGUCCAAUGGGAUGAGAGCCUCCUCCAAUCAGCUGGAAAGACGCCAGCAGGGCCGCUGUUCAAUAUCCAGUGUCCUGAAGAUGCUGUGUGUGAGCUCCACCUCCCACACUGUGAAACAAAGGACGCGUUGCGUUAUGAAGGCCUGCUGUCUGUCGUCCACAUCAGUGAUGAUGGACUGAGCAUCUUGGAGCCGCUGGAGGUCACGGACACUCAUGUGGUGGUGAAGGUCCCUCACCUCUCUGCCUUUGGCCUGGUCUGGGAUACAGUGAAACGGUUUCUGAACAUCAAACUGCCAGUAAACGGACAAGUCCUGCUGUUUGUCCGACCUCCAGAUCCAUGGCCUCCGGUACUGGAUGUAUUUCUGCUGCAGGACAACAUCCCUGUGUCAGAGGUUGCCGCCCAACAAGGAGAUGCUGAAAACAUCAAGAUCUCUGCUGACUGUAAACUGAGCAUGGGUCAAACUUACAGUGUCCACUGUGAACCUGAGGAUGUAGAAAUACAGCCGGAGUGCAUGCAGUUUCACUCAAGGUAUGGAGCAAAUUUCCAUCCAACAUUUGAGGUUUUCUUGACGUCGAACCCCAAGAAAGUGACUGUGACGGUCCAAGACAAGAAGAGGAGAGACGUCUGGAAACGUACCUUUUAUCUGCCAGUGAGUGUGCAGCCUGCUGCUGAAGAAGAAGAAGGUUUGUGCUCAGAGGAUCCAACAUCGUUAAAUCAAGGUCGUGGUCCAUCAGGGACUCCGGGUGUCCCAACAUGGUCUAUGAGUGUCCUAGCAUGGACUCUGAGUGUCCUAGCAUGGACUUCGAAGGUCCCGUUAUGGACUCUGAAUAUCCCAGCCGAAAAGAAGCUGAUGUCUGUCCGAACACAGUUUAUCAACAGGGUGUCUGAACCUGUUCUACAUACGCUGCUGGAUAAACUCCUGGAGCGUGGGGUGAUAACUGAUGAUGAAAUGGAUUCUGCUGGAGCACUGAGCAGGGCAGACAAAGCUCGAAUGGUGAUCGACACGGUACGAAAAAAAGGAUCAGAAGCCAGUGCAGCUCUGAUCGCUGCUCUCCGUGAGGUAGAUUCAUGCCUGUCAACCGAGCUGAACUUAAUGUGAAGCAGGAACACUGUGUAUCAGGGUGUCAUCUUUUAUCCUGGAGUUUCUCUUUUAAACUGUUUCUCUGUUAUUUAAAAACAUUUGAUAUAAAACCUUAAAACUCCCAAACAUCAACAAAAAAAAGAGGUUUGAUUUUGAGGUGAAAUGAAAAUCUAUCCUGCUGUGGCUCAUCAAGAUUUGUACAUUGACACAAAUGUGGACGUGCAGUUACUGAAUAUUUGUUACUGAAGCUUUCAGGUCAAUAAAUACACUUUUUUAAAUCUCAAA